This is a messenger RNA of Aspergillus welwitschiae, 917 nucleotides long. RefSeq lists its product as uncharacterized. NCBI's taxonomy places the organism in Eukaryota, Fungi, Ascomycota, Eurotiomycetes, Eurotiales, Aspergillaceae. The record is from RefSeq and is a predicted model, not a curated record. The coding region runs from base 351 to 542 and encodes 63 amino acids. The transcript has a single exon.
AUACGGAUAGGAUGAUGGAUUAGCCGACGCCGAUCCCGAGAACUUACUGGUACGUGGAGAGCUACAGUCGAUCAGGAUCCAGAGAUUCAGAAAGCUAUUCAGAAGUGGGAUGUAUUCAGCCGGAAACUUCAUCGUCGUCGGUAAAGACUGAUUGAAGGAUUGGUCAACACACCGAUUUUAAGAGACAAGUCACAAAUACACGAUAUAGACUGCUGUAUGCCGUCUGCCAGCGUGUGCGGGAGUGAGUGAGGGAUAAAUUCACGCCACAGAGCGCCUUCUUCCACAGCGAACAUACCCCAGGCAAACUGUUGAAGUGGCCCAUUUCGUAGAAGCCGAGUGGCGGCGACGGAAUGAGACCAGUUGAGGCUGUACCGUUGUACUGUGAUGUCCUGGAAGGUGGCCCGCGAGACGAUGACCAAAGCGAACAAUUUCCGUGGACAGCCGAAUUGAAGACUCCCAGGGAGGGGGCGGUGGUGCAGGUGCCUCCCCUUUCUACGUCGGCCUCAAAGUACGAAGCCACUUUGCGGGCAGCUGCAGAUUAGCCUCGCACAUGUUUCCACUGUUCAAGCAAUACUCCCACCACAGAGGUUUGACAUAACACUUUCGAUACUCCCCUGUGGUGGGCUGUGUUGAACAAACCCGAGUGUAUUCAUAGAAAAUGCACCUUGGGCAAGCCUUUAGAGUAUCUUGCCACGUCCGGUACCAAUAUUUGUGCUCUCGGAACAAUAUUGAUUAUCAUCAUAAACUCAAUAAGCGGAACAUGGUCAACGCGCACUAUGUAUCAUCAGAGUGGUCUCAGAGCGCAUGUUCUCCAGGCUGAUUAAGUCGCACGAAUUUGGAUGGACGACCGACCAGGUCUUUGGCCUGGAAUGGACGCCAGUUGGUGGUCGUACGCCUGUGCCGGUCGUGCGACCAGC